Sinocyclocheilus rhinocerous is the source of this 2465-nucleotide messenger RNA. RefSeq names its product neuroblast differentiation-associated protein AHNAK. The transcript has 5 exons. NCBI's taxonomy places the organism in Eukaryota, Metazoa, Chordata, Actinopteri, Cypriniformes, Cyprinidae. The record is from RefSeq and is a predicted model, not a curated record. The coding region runs from base 126 to 2465 and encodes 779 amino acids. Gene Ontology annotation, cellular component: cytoplasm; costamere; nucleus. Gene Ontology annotation, biological process: regulation of RNA splicing.
GUCAUAUUCACUUGGAGUUUAGAGGGGUCAACAUCAACGGCUACAGAUGCACUCACAUUAACAACAUUGGAUCUCCUGAAAACUGGUAUUCAUGACAUGUCAGUUGUAUUUAAAGAAGUGAAGACAUGAUGAAUGGAGAAAUAAAGAUUCAUGCCCUCUCAGAGACUUUGGAGGACACAGAAAAAGGAGGGGUCGUAGUCACAGGGAUCACAAAUCCAGCAAUCAACCUGAAGGAAGGAGAUCAGCUUGUUGCUGCAACCGUUCAUCUGGACCACCUCAGUAAAGAUGAAGUGCUAAAAUUGAUCAGAAUACUCGAGCCCUAUGACAAGAACCUUGAACUCAAGACAGCAAAAGAUCUGAAAGCAGGACUGUCUCUUGGUGAUCUUCGACUGAACAGUGAGGCAGGACUUCAAGCACCAGGUGUUCAGGUUAAUGGGCUAAAUGGACAGAUAAAUGCCCCAAGGCUUAAGGGUGGGAUCUCAACCCCAACAGUAAAUGCAGAAAUGCCACAGAUUGAGCUAAAGAAUGCCACACCUAACUUCAGCCACCCAGGGUUCAAAAGGCCAACUUUUGGCUUGUCUGCACCAAAUCUCGAAGGAGCAGGUCUGGAUGGUACAUUAGAAGCACCUGAUGUCAGUGUCUCUACCCCUACUCUUAACACCCCAGAUGUUUCUGUUAAUGUGGACAAACCUGAACUGAAGACCAAAACGCCCAAGUUCAAAAUACCCACCUUCAGUCUUCAUGGUAAAAAACCAAAGGUUGAUGGUGAUGUGAAUCUAACCUCCCCAGACAUAAAUGCUGACCUAAAAACCCCUGAUCUGAAUCUGUCGGCCCCAAAGAUUAAUGGAGAAAUUGGGACCCCUGACGUAGACAUGACCUUGCCAAAAGCGAAGCUCAGUGGUCCAAACCUGGACAUCGAAACACCAAAAGCUAAUAUCGAAGCUCCCUCUGGCAAGAUCAAAUUUCCUAAAUUAAAGAAAGCAAAAACUACAAAAGUGAAAGUACCAGAGGCAAGUGUUGAUACAAAGCUUUUUGCUCCAAAAGUAAAUGCAGAUGUCAGUGCACCAAAUGUUGACAUUGAUCUGCCAAGAGCCAACCUUGAAGCUCCAGAUGUAGAUAUUAAAACUCCUGAUGUUGAUAUAAAUGCUCCCUCUAGGAAAAUAAAGUGGUCAACAUUUAAGAAACCCACAUUUGGGCAGAAGGUUAAAGCAUCAGAGGUUGGUUUAGAUGCCAAUGUCUCAACACCUGAUUUAAAUCUCUCAGCACCAAAGAUAGAUGGAGAUAUCAGCAUCCCAAAAGGAAAUGUCAAUUUACAGAGCACUGAUAUUGAUGUAAAAGCACCUGCUUUAGACAUUAAUGGUCCGACUGCAAAGCACAAGUUCUCAACUCUUAAAAUGCCAAAGCUAAACUUACAUAAAUCAAAGCUGAAAACUCCAGGUCUAAAUGCAGGGGUACACGCACCAGACUUGGACAUGUCGGCUCCUGGGGUAGAUAUUAAUCUGCCAAAAGCUGAACUGGAAGGACCGAAUCUAGAUGUCAAGUCACCAAACCUCAACCUCUCUGCUGCAGAUCUAGACAUUAAAACUCCAGCUGCUGAUGUGACGGCACCAUAUAUUGGCAUAGAAGCUCCAUCUGCAAAGGUAAAGAAGCCCCAUGUUAAACUGCCUAAAAUAAAUCUAUCUGGGCCAAAAAUGAAAGGUCCAGAUGUAGACCUCAAUGCACAGGCAGAUCUCCAUGGACCGGACCUAGACCUGAAAGCUCCAGAUCUCAGUCUUUCAGCACCCAAAGUGGAUGGCAAACUUAGUGCUCCAGAUGUGGAUCUGAACUUGCCCAAUGCUAAUGUCAAAAGUCCAAAUGUAGACCUUGAAGCCCCAGACAUUGACAUUGAUGCCCCCUCUAGCAAAGCCAAGGUACCUCACUUUAAGCUGCCUAAAUUUGGUCUUUCUGGACCUCGGGUUAAAACACCAAAACUAGAUGCACCUGAUGUGGAUGUGAACAUGCCCACAGCAGAACUCAAAGCACCUAAUGUAGAUGUUAAAGCACCUGAUCUUAGUGUUUCAACACCUAAAGUUAAAGGUGACAUUUCUGCUCCUUCUUUAGACCUUGGUUUAACAAAAGCCGACUUAAAUGCUCCAAGUGCAAACAUUGGGGGAAAUCUAAAGUCACCAAAUCUCAAUCUCACCACCCCAGAUGUAGACCUAGACUUGCCAAAAGCAGAGCUUGAAGGACCUGAUGCUACCCUUAAAGUCCCAGAUGUUGACAUUAAUGCCCCAUCUGGAAAAUUUAAGAUGCCACAUUUCAAUUUACCAAAACUGAAUUUGACUGGGCCAAAAGUAAAAGGGCCUGAGCUGGAUGCUAAUGCAGAUCUAGAUCUCUCAGUUCCCCAACUCGGAGGACAAUUAAAUUCACCUAGUGUUGACUUAAAUCUUCCCAAAGCUGUUACAAGAACUCACUGGAGCGGUUGA